Messenger RNA from Colletotrichum graminicola M1.001, 2556 nucleotides. Its product is annotated as topoisomerase II-associated protein PAT1. Gene Ontology annotation, biological process: P-body assembly; deadenylation-dependent decapping of nuclear-transcribed mRNA. Gene Ontology annotation, molecular function: RNA binding. The transcript is spliced from 2 exons. The record is from RefSeq and is a predicted model, not a curated record. Gene Ontology annotation, cellular component: P-body. NCBI's taxonomy places the organism in Eukaryota, Fungi, Ascomycota, Sordariomycetes, Glomerellales, Glomerellaceae. Bases 1 to 2556 code for a protein of 851 amino acids.
AUGUCGUUCUUCGGUUUCGACCCGUCGCGUCCGAGCCACAACACGGCGGCGCCGGGCUUUUCUCAGGCCCACGAUCCUUUCGCUGGCCUCUCCCGCGGCAACACCGAGGAAGACGAUGCUGUCGAGUUCGACGACACCUAUGAUGGCUUAGGCGAUCAGCUCGAAGAGAGCGGUGAUGCCUUCAAUGACGACACAUUCGGGGGUGGUGGCAGCGAAGCCAUCUCUUCCGCGCCCGUUGGUAAGGACUUUGACUUCUUUGGCCAAACGGCCAAAGUGUCGGAUGCCAUCGAAGAAGAGCAGGUCCGCUACAGUCGCCAAGUUCCAAUGGCGAAGCCGGCUCCCGCUCCUGCGCCGACUCAGCAGCAACAGCACUAUCAGCAACAGGCCCAGCCUCCGCCCAACUACUACUAUCAAAGCCAGCAGACCUCCAGGCCUGUUCGCACCGGCUAUGAGAAGUACAAAGAGGCAGAGCCUAUCCCUGAUCUUCAUGUCGAUGCAUCACUUUGGGGCAUGCCUUCCAAGAAGCCCCCCGUCCCGGAGCCUUCGCCGCAGCCGCAAGCCGCCUCUGCCAGCCGUAAGGUGAUGAGUCUGGAGGAAGUGGAAAAGGCAAUGCGAGAGCAGGCCACUAAGCGAACAGCCCAACCUGCUCUUUCCGAGUCUGCGCCGAGCGUUCAAGGUUAUCCGGCUGAUUAUGGAUAUGGUCGACCUGAGGCUGUUCAACAACAAUCUUUCCAGGGUCUUGAGCAUCAUCAGCAGCGCGCUGGUCAGCCUCCUCAGCACACCAGCCAUGGCCAGCCUGUUACCAUCCUUCAGCGACCUCAGUCUAUCACCUCCAAGCCUACGCCGCCCAUUCAGGGCACCCCCAGUCCUCUUGCUCAACCUCCUCACUCUCAAGUUCCGCCUACGCAGCCGACUCAGAUAUUGCAAAACCCCAAUAGGCUUUCGGGCGAUGCCGCUCGGAUCGCAGGACAUGGCCAACCUCCUCAUGGUCAUCACCAGGCCCAUCGAUCUCAAGGUUCCAUGGGUCGUGUUCCUCCGGUCGCUCAGCAGCAACAGCAACAGCAGCAUCUUGCCCACCUUUCUGAGGACGAGAAGGCUGCAUACCUCGACCAAGAAACCAAACGUGCUAAGCGUAAUCAUAAGAUUUGGGUCUUGUCCAAGGACAACGGUCUCAUGACGCCUCAGGAUAAGAACUUUGUGACUCGUAUCCAACUGCAGCAGCUUGUUUCGGCCACCGGCAAUCCGAUUGAUCAGACCAACGACGACUCUCUGACGGAAGACUUUUACUAUCAGGUUUUGAGCCAGAUCCGCGGUGGUCAGCGCCAGAACCCGAACCAGCCCCUGAACAACUUUGCUCAGACCUACCUGUUCCAGACUGGAAGCCGCCAAGGCAACAUGAGAAGACAGGGACGAGCCGCCGAAAACCAUGUCCAGCGGAUGGAACAGCAAGUUCAGCGUGCUGUUGAGGCUGCCAAGAACAAGCCCAAGAACCCUCAGCUGGUCAUCGCGGGCAGUCUUGGAAAAAUUUCUUUCAGCAACGCCAAGACACCGAAGCCACUCCUCAACAUCAAGAGAACCGACAGCAGUGGAGAUGCUAACCGCCCUGGUAAUGGCAAGCGCCAUGGAGAUUCGAACGGCCUGGACCGCAAAGCUAUUCUGCGGAACAUUGAGAAGGUCUACAAUACCAUUAUGAAGAUGGAAGAUCACGCUCGCUUCAUUCCUCCACCGCCCGCUAAUGGCAACGACGAAGAAUUCCAUGUGAAGCACCAAGCGUGGUUGGAGACGGCCCAGGCGUACAAUGCUCAGCUUUGGAACGAUCUCAAGGUUCAUGAGCCCAUUGGUGCCACUACCAUUCACCCGUUCAUCGCGUUCCUUUCGUUCCCCAAGGGCAAGAAGGCCAUCCCUCGUGUCUUCCGACACAUUAGCUUCGAGCAGCGCACCACCAUCUUGACCAUGAUCAUCAUUCACCUGGAUCAGCUCGAUGUAGUCUACGGUGCUCAGGCUACCGACGGUGAGGUUAGCCUCAACGCUGCUAUGCGGGAGAGUAUUGAACUCUUCUCUGCCGCUGUCAUGCCGAGCUUGUUUGCCUAUUUCAACGAGACGGAGCUUGACAUUGUGACUGGUGUUCUUGGUCUUAUCAGCACCAAGCUGAACAUCGAUCUGAUUGCCAAGACUCGCGUAGGUUGCUCGAUGUUGACUCUGAUCCUAAGCAGAGCCGAGUUGUUGAAGCAAGGUGGUGGAGGCACUCCUCAGCUGUGGGCUGAAUGGGAGCAAACCUUCAAUAUGUUCUUCAACAAGCUCGAGCCCACUCUUCACCACAUCUUCCCUGGUAGCGUCAACACAGGUGAAGACGUUGUCGUCUGGCAGCUCCUUGCAGCUGUUGGCGUCAGCGCCAACCCCGAACAGCAACAGCGCUUGGUUCUUGCUGUCAAGGACCGCGUGCUUGACACAGUCGCUCAUGCCAAGACGCUUCCGGGCGCCAUGGCAACCACCCGACUUGCCACUGUCAACCUCUUUAUGCAUUCCAUUGGCUUGGAUGUUGAAUUGCUUCAGUAA